AAGACCAGAAGCAGAAAGGGGAGCGACGGCAACGCGAAAGCAGAAAAGGUCAGUGAGACAUUCCAAUUGAAAGGGGAGAAAUGAAGGAUGUGUCAAGCCGUCUCCCGAGCGAGAGUGACAAGUGACAGAUGAUAUACGCUGUAGACGGAUAGAGGGGCCAGCUCAGUUCAGAUGCAGACAAGAGACAAGAGACACUUGUCGACAGUUGGAAACAUGCUUCAUCUCAGCUCUACAAGACUCUCAGUUGCAGGAUGAGAAUCGUGUCAACUUCGCUUGUUACAGACCUUCGGAAGGCUCCUGCGACUGAAGGCGAUGGAGGGGCAGAAGCUACAGUACUACAGCACUACUGCCAAUGUAGUUUGGAGUCCACUUGAAGGAGAGUUUAGGCUUCACCAACUCCCGAAACGAAACCAAACUCAACCCCUGCAACUUCUGUUCCGGUUCCUGAACUUGAAUCAUGCUACAGUCCCUCAAGUUGACGCGAUCGUCGCCGCGUCUGGCCUCCGUCUUGAAAUCUGUCUCCGUUUCCUUGGUUUCCCUUCUCGGCGCGUCUCCCACAGACCGCGCGUUGUUGCAGCAAUGACAAGAACCCACCGGGGCAUCCGCGUUGGCCGUGCGGUCUGUGCGUAUUCCGCCUCCAUCGUUAUCGGUGGCAGUAUCUCCGGCACCACACAGCCACCCCACCUGAUGCAUUCGUCAUGCGUUGUUCGUCAUCCAUCAGACAUGGUUCGCGUUCGAAUCCAAAUCCUAUUCUGCUCUGCGAACUUGAUUGUGAAGAGUUGCAGUGAUGAGACCGCGGCUGACUCGGAACAUCCAGCAGUCUGGAUUGCAGUAGUGGCCCCAACUUGAACUCUCCAAACUCACACUUCAGCCCCAGAUCCAAUGCCCGGUUCGAAUUCGCGUAACGCGCCCCCCUGUCCAGACAAAGUCCAAGGAUUAGCAGUUCCCGACAAGGAGGACGCCCCUUGUUGUUUCGCGGUGUUUCAGAUUCAAAGUUCGAGUUUGGCAUUGGAUGCUAAACGAGACACGCAAUAAACGCGUUCCAAGUGCCGAAGAUGAGCCACUCCGAGUCAGCCACUCAACUCUACAACCAGGGGCAUGAAAUGCAGUCCAGGUACUAGCACUGUACCUCAGCAGAGUGCUCAGAAAGUACAGUAGCUUCAAUCACUUUCCAUUAAUUGUAUCUUGUUUUGCAUGUCUCCUUGAAACAGAAACAAGAAAACUCUCCCUUCACUCUAUAGAGACGUAUAUAAAACAUCCGCCUCUGAUUCCGCCUCAGCAAGUCCGGUAUUUCAGUACCUCAGUGCAGGCAAUGCACGUAACGUCAAUGUAGGCGGGUAAGGUAGGUAGUCGACACGAAACAACAGAGGGCCAUCCCAAUGUUAUUGCCCCA
Molecule: messenger RNA, 1393 nt
Organism: Exophiala dermatitidis NIH/UT8656
Lineage: Eukaryota; Fungi; Ascomycota; Eurotiomycetes; Chaetothyriales; Herpotrichiellaceae
Exons: 1
Coding region: 313-849 (178 amino acids)
Source: RefSeq, a predicted model, not a curated record